Molecule: messenger RNA, 2470 nt
Organism: Medicago truncatula (barrel medic)
Lineage: Eukaryota; Viridiplantae; Streptophyta; Magnoliopsida; Fabales; Fabaceae
Product: casein kinase 1-like protein 10
Exons: 14
Coding region: 617-2011 (464 amino acids)
Biological process (GO): protein phosphorylation
Molecular function (GO): ATP binding; protein kinase activity
Source: RefSeq, a predicted model, not a curated record
AUCAAUUUUUCUGUUAUUUCUUUCCACAUCUCAUCUAUCCCACCACCUGACUUCACAUCACAGCUUUUCUUUCCAUUUUCUUUCUUUCUCUUUCAUUCCACUUUUCUUUUCUUUCCUUUUCCCGGAAUCCCGAAAUUUUCCCAGAAAAAUUCACACCUUGUCCUCUAAGACAGAUCCAAAAUCCACCCAUCCAUAUCCUCUUUCCACACUAUUCACUAUCUUACCCCAAUUUCACUUCAUCGACUCAAAUUUAAAUCAAAUUUUCUCAUCCCCUUUUCGCUAUUUUACCUAUUUUCGAGGAAAAAAAGUUUCUUUUAUUCAACACAUAAUCGAUUUUGCGUGCAAUUCAGGGUUUUGUUGUAGAUUCUACUUCUUGAUCUUAUUUUCAUUCAUCAAAAAUCAAAAUCACUUUUUUCCUCUGUUCUGUUUGUGGGUUUUCAUUUUUGAGGUACUGGGAUUAGUAAAGUCUGAAUUUUUUAGUUAUUCAACACCCUUUUGUAUCUCAAUUUUGGAUCUAAGAUUGUGCUGGAAAUAUAGGAAAUAAUUGUUUUAGCAAUUGAUGGGUGAAGUAGAGUGGUUUUGAAAUUCAGCUUGAAUUAGGAGAUUGGGUUUUGUGAUGAUGGAUCAUGUUAUUGGUGGAAAAUUCAAGCUUGGAAGGAAAAUCGGUGGUGGGUCAUUUGGAGAGCUUUACUUGGGUGUUAAUAUACAAACUGGAGAGGAAGUUGCUCUUAAAUUGGAACCUGCAAAGACCAAACAUCCUCAACUUCACUAUGAGUCAAAAUUGUACAUGCUUCUUCAAGGGGGAACGGGUAUUCCCCAUUUAAAAUGGUUUGGAGUUGAGGGUGACUACAAUGCCAUGGCAAUUGACCUCCUUGGACCAAGUCUGGAAGACUUGUUUAACUAUUGCAAUAGGAAAUUCUCUCUAAAAACAGUUCUGAUGCUUGCAGAUCAGCUACUAAACAGAGUUGAGUACAUGCACUCCCGGGGUUUCCUUCACCGUGAUAUAAAGCCUGACAACUUUUUAAUGGGUUUAGGCCGCAAAGCAAAUCAGGUAUACAUAAUUGAUUAUGGCCUUGCGAAAAAGUUCCGAGAUCUUCACACACACAAGCAUAUACCAUAUAGGGAAAACAAAAACCUCACUGGAACUGCCCGGUAUGCGAGUGUUAAUACUCAUCUAGGAGUUGAACAAAGCAGAAGAGAUGAUCUGGAAUCGCUUGGUUUUGUCCUCAUGUACUUUUUGAGAGGAAGUCUCCCUUGGCAAGGUUUGAAAGCUGGCAAUAAAAAACAAAAAUACGACAAGAUAAGUGAAAAGAAGAUGCUUACUCCUGUAGAGGUUUUGUGCAAGUCACAUCCGUUGGAAUUUACAUCAUACUUCCAUUACUGCCGAUCGUUGCGGUUUGAAGAUAAGCCUGAUUAUUCAUAUCUCAAGAGACUCUUUCGUGACCUAUUCAUCCGAGAAGGCUAUCAGUUUGAUUAUGUGUUCGAUUGGACUAUAUUGAAGUAUCCACAAAUUGGAUCUAGUUCCAGAGCCCGGCCAAGUGGGAAACCAGUCAUAAAUCCAGGACAAUCAGGAGAGAGAGUAGAACGGCCUUCAGGUGGACCAGAGAUUCGGGAUAGAUUCUCGGGUGCAGUUCAGGCAUUUGCAAGAAGGAAUGGAUCUGGCCAUGGUGUGCAUGGUGAUCAUUCCAGGCAUAGAUCUUCAGAUGAGCCAUCUUCUAAAGACGUGCAAGCUGAUUCUGAGAGGCCACGUAGCUCUUCUCGUCAUGGCAGUUCCUCCAAAAGACCUGUCUUAUCAAGCAGCCGUCCAAACUCUUCUGGUGAACCGAGUGAAAGCCGCUCUAGCCGAUUGCUCUUAAGCAGUAGCAGACUAUCUACUACUCAGAGGACUCAACCAGGUCUUGAGUCCAAAUCAUCAUCAUUUAAUAAUCGUGCUUCUGGGGCAAGAGGUGGUCGUGAUGAUACCCUCAGGAGCUUUGAACUCCUGUCACUUGGCACAGGAAAAAGGAAAUGAAGAACUAACUCUGAUCAAGCAGACUUCUUGAGUUAAGCAAGGGUCAUGGUUCUGUUCUGAUACUUUUUCUUUGAAGAUGUCUACCCUUGUUGAUUACUCUGUAUAUUUUCCAUCCAAUGUUGGGUUCAUUCAAGGAAUUUCUUCUCGAAGCUUUGGAAGACUCCUCUUAUAUCUCUUUUGAUGUUCUUCCAUGAAUAUUUCAGCAUGGACCCGUUCAUGAAGAGACAACAUGUUACUUUAGAAAUUUGUUAAUAUAUGGCUGCUUGUAAUAAUUACAUGCUCUAUUUUUUCUGCUGAAGAGAAGGAAAAGAAACUGCAAUUUGCAAAAUUGCUAUGUAAGUUUCUGCACCCUUGUGAUGCAUAUUUUAUACCUGAGUACUAUGUUCUAGUGUACAUUCAUGGAAGGGAAUAGGCGAGUAAGGAUUGGGACAUAAAACACCAACCUUCUCCUUGAACAAA